This is a messenger RNA of Mizuhopecten yessoensis (Yesso scallop), 5234 nucleotides long. RefSeq names its product probable UDP-sugar transporter protein SLC35A4. Gene Ontology annotation, molecular function: pyrimidine nucleotide-sugar transmembrane transporter activity. The transcript is spliced from 10 exons. The record is from RefSeq and is a predicted model, not a curated record. Lineage: Eukaryota; Metazoa; Mollusca; Bivalvia; Pectinida; Pectinidae. Gene Ontology annotation, cellular component: Golgi membrane. Gene Ontology annotation, biological process: pyrimidine nucleotide-sugar transmembrane transport. Bases 116 to 1138 code for a protein of 340 amino acids.
UGGAGGUACCGGAAAAGGAAGUUGAAAAGAGCGUUCGGCAGUUUAGGUUUCCUGUCACGGAACACCUCUGCCUUUAUCCAUCAAACGAGUCAGUAUUGAAAAUGAAAGUGCAGACAUGCACAACUAUGUAUCUGAAUACAAGAAAUCGGGUCUCAGACUUCAGACUUACAGAUUGCCUCUGUACAGGAAGGAUAACUGUGGAGAAAUGUGUCUGUCAUUGCGCUGGGCAGCCCUCCUCUGCACAGGGACACUUGUGUAUGGGUCAUAUUCAACCUUUGUCCACCUGUGUGAGGUGGACGGUAAAAUCCCCUUCAAUUCCUCCUCCGUAGUCCUGAUGAUGGAGUUUGGUAAGUUUUUGGUAUCGGCCAUCCUCCUGAAGGCCAGCGGUUGUGAAGUACACUUCCCCUCUCUAUCAGUGUGUCUUCCAUUCGCAUUACCAGCAGUCCUCUACUUCAUCAACAACAAUCUGGCCGUACACAUGCAGCUACAGAUGGACCCUGCUUCGUAUCAGGUAUUAAGUAAUUUAAAGAUAGUAUCAACUGCAGUAUUAUACAGACUCAUUAUCAAAAGAAAUUUAUCCCUUAACCAGUGGACUUCUGUUGGAAUUCUUACAUUUGCUGGCUUUUGUAAUAGCUAUGGUGGACUACAAGAUAAGGGGGAAGUGAAAACUGCUGGAGAUAUCCAUGUGACCGUAAUUGGUCUAGUCAUGAUGCUCAUCUACUGUACGGUUUCCGGGCUUGCUGGGGUCGUCACUGAAUACAUCCUCAAAAAGAACAUUGUGAUGUCUAUACAUUACCAGAAUAUUUUACUCUACAUGUAUGGAAUUAUCAUCAAUUUCUGUAGCUGGUUCUUCCAAGAAGUAGAUCUACCAGAAUCAGAGACCCAGUUCCACCUCUUCAGAGGAUAUAGUGUUUACACCUGGAUGAUUGUAAUAACACAGGUCACCAACGGUCUCAUCAUGUCGGUGAUCAUGAAGCAUGCCAGUAAUAUCACGCGUCUGUUUGUGGUGUCGUCUGCCAUGCUGGUGGCCACGGGACUCUCAGUCACGGUUUUCAAUACCAACAUCAACUCCUAUUUCUUGAUGUCUUUAAUUCUUGUCCUAGUCGCUCUAUGUUUGUACCAUAUGGAUAAGAAAUGACGAACAUUAUAACAUUGUUGUCGUUAUUGUUUAGUAUUAAGAUAUGUCUUCCAAAAUAUUUUACACGAACACUUGUAGAUAUUAAUGUCCAAAACGCAUUCUGUAUAGUGCUAAUAUUCUACAGAGGUUUAGAGUUAUUCUAUAAUUAUCACCUGAAAAUAUUUGUGAAAUAUAAACCUGUGAAUUUGUUGUCUCUAUAAUGGAGAGUUUGUUAGAACCUUGACUAUUUACUGUUACCCAAAAUCUAAACCUAUCAAAUGUCUUCCAGAAAAAAAUGCCGGAAAGUUUGAGCUUCCGGAAUUACAGUGAAUCAAACUUUACGUAAACAAUUAUAGGAAGGUUAUAAAUUAUAGCAGAUAUCUUUUGCAUAUUGUUAUGAAAAAUGCUGUUGGUUCAGAAAUGGUUUUAUUUAUAAACACUGCUAGAUUUUUUUUAAAGAAAACUAUUCUCUAUGUUAAAAUAUAUAAAUAUGAUGAAACUAGGUAAGCUUUAUUGGACGUACAAGGAAUGGUGUUUUAAGUUUUUAUUGGAAGUGUAAUUUGAGAUUGUCUUUUAAUGUUUGUAAAACGUACUGUGAACUGCUUGUAAGCAAACUUCAUUUAUGAUCUUGAAAAGCCUGUGUUAUUUUACAUGGAAAAAAUCCUUUUUUGGAAAGUUCCAUUGCUAUUUUUCAAAACUAUUUUUGGUGUUUUUACCUGAAUUUUAUGAUAGUUGUAGUUAUCUGGAUUGAAGCUGAAACUUUCCCAAAUUUACAGCGUGAAUGGGCACAAUUGCAAGUCACUUUCAUAAUAAACAUGGAGGACUAUGCUAUGGUACAGCCAAUCACGAAAAAAUAGUUGUGAUAUAAUUUUUUCCCAUUGAAGUAAAGCUGCAAAAAGAUGGGGAAAUUUCAGCUUCAAGGCUUAUUUUUAUGUAUCCUUAAUGUAUCUCGCCUCAGAAAAGUUUAAAAUAGAGGAACCUAUCGGUCACUUUGUUACAUAUAUAUAUUUAUAUAGUAAUUUUUUAAAAACUUUAAUCAUUCAUAUCAAGGGAGCCAUACAACCAUGUGUAUGUGAAGGCCUACAGUACACUAAUAGGGUAUUUAUCACUCAUAUACAUUAUGGUAAUGAAAACAUAUAAAAAUAGAACUAGUUUCUUAUUGUUAACCAUUUAUUUGUUGAUCUGAUUUCCCGGUUUGUCAGACAAUCAGUAACUGUUUUCCUUACAUUGUGAACUCUUUGUAUGGAAAUGUUAUCCCUGUAGGUGUGAAAUUGACCACGAUUUGGAACAUUCCUGGAGGUUGUGUUUAGAAGGGUUAAUUUUGUAAUUGUUACUGACAGAUCUUUAAUUACACUAGAAUCUUUGAAAGUGUUUAUUUCAGCUCAUCCAGCACAAAGUGUAAGUGAAUGAACUUUCUCCAUGACAGGUCUUCUGUUGUCAAUAUUUCCCUUACAGGGCAAAUUGGUAGAUAUAUAUCAUAGUAAAUCCUGAACAGUCAUCUCCUUGAUUUCCCUAUUAGAGCAAGAUUAAGGCCAUCAUCGUACCCAUGCAGUGACCCGGGUCCCUAAGUCGGUGCCAAUGUAACUGGGGUCACUUAUGAAUUGUAUCCACCAGGAGAUGUAUGUGUGACUUCAUUGUUAUGCUAGUCCAGUGCUCUAAGCUGAAGAUAUAAAUUCCCUCCAGCGGAGUCGGAAACAAUCAACUAGAUGGUUUUCACCACUGGGACAUGCAUAUAUAAUCAAAAUAGUGUUUAUAUAUAUUCAUAUCAAAUAUGAAUCACAUAAUCACCCUGUUCUAGUUAAUAAGAAAACAUGUAUCAUUUUUGCCAGUAAGGGGUUGCUUUAGAUAAAAUUAUAUGAUUGUGUAUAUUUUUAUAUGUCAGCUAAAAGCAGAGCAGGAAAUGUUAGUCUUCUGUUAAAUGUGAUUGUAGCUAGUCCUGUUAGUUUUUUAAUAAGCUAGAUCCUUUAAAAUUUGCAGUGUAUUUCUGUGUGUGUUUGUGUAUGUGAUGAGAACAUUACUAAGAGUUUUAUUUGUAAAUACUGUGUAAAGUUUCACAAUUGUCAGGUCCAUUCUAACCAACACAAUCAAAUCACACACUACAUAACAUGUAUUUGAAAACAUAUUAUUGGGGAAGGGAGACAACUCCUAUAGCACACUAAGUAGACUGCAGUAAACAAAGCAAGGAGCCACAAAAAAGAACCGUGCGUUAUUCUUUGCUAUUAAAGAAUCUUAAGAUAAAAAUUAAAAAAAAAAACCUACUUGAAGGUGCUGAUGCUGAAACCUUGCCGUUCAUGUAUCAAUAUACAUUGUAAUUUACAAUGGAACCACUGCAGCAUUCUUUGAUCAUAUGUGACCUGUAUUCCAUUUUGCUAAAACAAUGUAGCUCUUGGUGUAUAGUACUCAGCUUUGUGGUGAUCAUGUUAUCAAUUGAGUACUUAUACUGCUAUUAAUAUAUAAAUAAAGAUGAAGCUAAUGAUAAUAUAAAUAUAUCACAUUAAUUUUAAAGUUCAUAUCGCAAUUCACUAAUUAUUAAAAUUGAUUUUAAAGGAUUUUCAUGUGUAAACCUGCAUCAACAAUAGACGAUGUGCAGUGCAAUGUCAUAAGGUCAUUGUGACCUUGACUCCAAUGUCAAAGGUCAAAUAUGCACACAUUUUUUCAGGAACCUCUUGUCGGGCUACAACUUUUAACCUGUUAAAGAUGUCUUGAUGAAACUUGAAGUAUACUUGCAUCUCCCAUAGAGGAUGUGCAGUGCACUGUCAUUAGAUCAAUUUGUCCUUGAUCCAAAGGUCAAGGGUCAAAUAUCUGCAAAUUCGUUGGGAACAUCUUGUCCGGGGCUGUAACUUUUAAACCAUUAACGACAUCUUGAUGAAACUUGCAGUAUGACGUACUGCACCACCUACAGAUGAUGUGUAGUGUCAUUAGGUCACUGUGGCCUUUACCUCAAAGUUAAAGGUAAAAACAGUAUGAUUGUUUCAAACAUUUAAACGUGUACGCUAAGGUGAUGCCAACGAUCCCUCACUGUGUCUAAUUUGGCUUAAGCUUAGUAUGUAAGUAUAUGAUGGCAUUGUAAACUCCAUCCAAGCAUCAUUUGUGACAAUGGGGUCAGUUUUAAGGACUUCCAUAUUGGUCCCCUUUGGAACAAAUUAGAACUUGUUCAUAUAUGCAUUUUAUGAUUAAGCAGUAGACAGUGUCUCUAAUGAUAAGGUCAAAUAAGUGCUAAGUUAAAGGUAUCCUGAUAAAACUUGCAGUAUAUCUGUAUCAACUACAGCCAAUGUACAGUGCACUGUUGUUAGGUUACUGUGACCUUGACCUUAAGGAAAAAGGACAAAUAAGUGCAAACUUUUCAUGAAUAUCUUGUCCGGGAUGUAACUGUUAGACCUUUUAAGGGGAGACAUCAGUUUUUUGUUCACAAAAAGAAAUCUCUAGUUAUGUUUGAAUUGACCAGUAUGAUGUAAGAUAUUGCUUAGUUUAGACCAGUUUUAAUGCAUACCAGUUGUUGGUCAUUUUACUUGCUUUAGAAAGCCUGUGUGAGUCUAGUCCAUCUGCUGUUGUUAUGAUGUAUAUUGUAUUGCCAUUCAUCGCCAUCUGUUCACUUUUCACAUAUUGAGCUGAAAUAUUACCGGGGCCAAAGUUUGAGACACUAGGAAUGACCAGUGAAUGGUCCUUACAAUUCGAGUUGUUCCCUUUCUGUUUUAUUUAAUGUUUUGUUCCAUUAUCAAGGCAAACAUCAACAAUUUAAACUCCAGGUUUAUUGGAGAAAUUGUAUAUAAAAAGAUGAAAGAACUAUAACAAACAGGGUCAAUUUGAAAUAUCUGAUUUUAAAUAAUAUAUGAUUUUAAAUGUUUAAGUAUCUAAAAUGGCUGCCAUGUUGGUUAUUUUGAGGAUCAUUGUUUGAUCUUGAAUUGAAGCCAUUAGAUAUACCAGGGAACAUCAUUGUUUGGUCCUGGUAGGUUAUAAGUAUAAUGUAGGUGGAUAUCAUUUUAUUUAUAUCUGCAAGUACUAUAUUACAGUAAUUAUCACAGAUGACAGUUAAGGCCCACGUAUGAUUUAAUCUUGCUUGUAACAAGCAUCUCAUUGGCUUAAAAAUUUAUGUUAUCAGCCCAUAAUGUAAAAAAAU